Messenger RNA from Branchiostoma floridae (Florida lancelet), 1358 nucleotides. RefSeq lists its product as uncharacterized. Gene Ontology annotation, biological process: adaptive immune response; apoptotic process; canonical NF-kappaB signal transduction. The transcript is spliced from 4 exons. The coding region runs from base 256 to 792 and encodes 178 amino acids. The record is from RefSeq and is a predicted model, not a curated record. NCBI's taxonomy places the organism in Eukaryota, Metazoa, Chordata, Leptocardii, Amphioxiformes, Branchiostomatidae. Gene Ontology annotation, molecular function: NF-kappaB binding; transcription coactivator activity; protein kinase B binding. Gene Ontology annotation, cellular component: CBM complex; cytosol.
CGUCGCCCUGACUCCUUUAUUGUCCUUUUUUGGUGCACUUAUUGGGUCUAUCAGAGAGCAGAGGUAUGUACUAAGAGUGCUAUGUUCCAGGAAUUCCCACCUACAUGUAACGUACCUAUCGUAACCGGAAAAUGAUUACAGCUGACUGUUGAGUUCCAACCCAGUGACUGUGUGAUAUAUAUUAUCAAAGACGGAAGUAAACUUAAGGACGUCUUCCUUUUUUUAUGAUUUUACCAAAAGCACGUGGCCGUGGCCAUGGCGGGAGGCGGGUUUACACAGGAGUUUGACGACGAAGAGGAGUAUUAUCACGUUCUGAAAAAGGAGGUCCUUGAAAAUCUCAGGAGCGAGCUAUGUGACAACCGACUGGAAUUCGAGAAGCUCCUACCGUACCUCAGGUCGCAGCGGAUGUUAGACCGUGAUGCGGAGGAAAUCAUCGAAAGACGUCAGACAUCCGCGGAGAAGAUUAGCAAGUUCAUCGACCUGGUACAACAGGGCGGUCCGAAUGCCUUUGACGCCAUGUGCGAGGCUUUGACUAAGAAAAGGACCCAAGUGCACUUAGUUACAAAAUUACUGAAGGAAUUUGACAGAAUAAAGGCAGACCCACCAUCUAACUUGAGACUUCUGACAAAGGAAGGGGCUAGCAGCUCUGCUGGUCUCAGGGUGGCGGAGUCAUCGGCAGGGUUACCAGUCCCUGGUGAGCCGGGCGGACCAGCUGUUCCCAGGGUGGAGGACAAUGUCAUCGAACGGCGUACACCGUCUCCAAGUUUUGAUCCUCACUGGGACCAUUCCUGACCAAGCCAACAUGCAAUUAUGAGCUCAUUGGAGUUUAGAGGAACUAUAUUGACAUUUUUUAAGUAGCAGCAAAAAUUGAAAAAAAAAAAAAGACUAUGCAAUAGCGGACUACUCUUUUGGAUUUUAAUCAUGUAAAACUGGUGAUGAAUGUUUGUAUGUGUCGUCCGAUACUGAUACUGUUGUAUUUGUGUGAUCAAAUCUACAUUUUUCCAAAGCAAAGUAACAGAUAACGGACUGUUUUAUAUGAACAAAUUUUAGUAGUACAAAUCAUUCUACCUCCAUAGUACUGUACAGUGUGGUUGUGGUUUACCAUGGAUAGUCUUUACAUUACAUUUUCUACACUUUUUAAUAUGAAUACACCAAUGUGUUACAUUUCUUUGCUUGAUCCAAAGAAUAGGACACGAUUUGACAUAUUGGUAAUUAUGACAGUGGUCAAUUUGGAAACUAAUUUGGAAACUAUAACAACUGAAACGUGACAUGGUAGCCUACAAUAUAUAAUGUAUGUAAUAGUGUAUAAUUGUUGAAAUUGAAAUACAUUUGUACUAUUACAUGUAUAAAUAAAAAAA